AAAUUGUGUUUCUUGGUGGUACCACAAUGAAGGCAAUCGAACUUCAAAAUAUUCCACCUAAAGGAUAUUUCUUUAAAGAUUUUGGUGAGAUACUUCAAGGCAAAUGCAAAACCGAUAGACUGGAAGAUAUUAUUGGUGCUGUUAGUGAGAUAAACCAUAUCCAAUCCAACACUCCGGGGAAGAAAGUUGUUGUUUCUGUUGUGCUGAAAGAUUUGAAGGGUAAUUGCAUAAAUUGCAAUUUAUGGAAAAUCUAUGGAUCAACAUUUUUUGCUUACUACAAUGAUCCUAAAAACAGUGGAGCUAUUGUAAUUCUGCUCACUCAUGCAAUGGUAAAAGAUGGCCAAGUUUUUCAUGUUAUUUCUCAAAAUCCAUCUAAAUUUUUUAAAAGAUCAGAAUAUAUUGUUACUCUCUAUAACAAUCUUGGAUUCAAAUCUUGA
Molecule: messenger RNA, 437 nt
Organism: Lathyrus oleraceus (garden pea)
Lineage: Eukaryota; Viridiplantae; Streptophyta; Magnoliopsida; Fabales; Fabaceae
Exons: 4
Coding region: 27-437 (136 amino acids)
Source: RefSeq, a predicted model, not a curated record